UUGCUCCACGCGUUUGCAUACGUUUAGCGCUAGCGUUGAUCGACCGUGCAAAGUACAAGUACAUGUACAUGAUCAUUGUGUGUAACAUCGAGUAGGCUUUCUGUCCUGGAUUCCACUGUUCCUGCAAAGACCGUUGUUAACUUAAAGGGAAACAAAGGAGAUAUUCAAGAUGAGGCUUUGGUGGUGCCUUGUUGCCCUGGCUGUGGUGCUGGACUGCUGCCCGGUGCAUGGCGAGGAAGAUGAGGAAGACUUUGACAUGGGAGACGAGGUGGACAUCGAGGAUGAACCCGAGCCAGAAGUCGUCAAGGAGAAGGUCAUAGUGCAAUACGUCCCCCCGCGUGCCAAGGGCCCCACCAAUUUCCACGAUGCCUUCCUGGAUGCAUCGGCCAUAGGAAAGAGAUGGGUACAGUCUUCAGCCAAGAAGGACGGAGUGGAUGCAGACUUGGCCAAGUACGAUGGGAAGUGGUCGAUAGAAGAGCCGGAAGACCAGCCUCUGCAGGGUGAUCUUGGCCUAGUACUCAAGUCCAAAGCCAGGCAUCAUGCAAUCGGAGCGAUGCUGGACAAGCCAUUCGUAUUUGAUGAUGAGCCAUUUAUUGUGCAAUAUGAAGUGAAGUUCCAGAACGGCAUGGAAUGCGGCGGUGCUUACAUCAAGCUGCUGUCCCAAACUCCAGACUUGGAGUUGAAAAACAUGCAGGACAAAACCCCUUACACCAUCAUGUUUGGACCUGACAAGUGUGGAAAUGAUCAAAAGUUACAUUUCAUCUUCAGACACAAGAAUCCAGUCACUGGAGCGUAUGAGGAGAAGCAUGCCAAGAAGCCGUCCGGCAACUUUGCUCGCAUCUUCACUGACAAGAAAACGCAUCUUUUCACUCUUGUGGUGAACACAGACAACAACUUUGAGAUCUUUGUUGACCAGGCCAGCGUCAGCUCAGGAAAUCUCCUUGAAGACAUGACGCCACCGGUCAAUCCGCCUGAGGAAAUCGACGAUCCCAACGACGAGAAACCAGAAGACUGGGAUGACAGGAAAAAGAUACCGGACCCAGAUGCCUCAAAGCCCGAUGACUGGGAUGAAGAUGCACCAGCUACCAUCGUUGAUGAGGAUGCAGUCAUGCCAGACGGCUGGUUGGAGGAUGAGUCGGAGCUCAUCGAUGAUCCAGACGCAGAGAAGCCAGAUGACUGGGAUGAGGAUAUGGAUGGAGAAUGGGAGCCGCCAAAAAUAAAGAACCCUCUAUGCGAGGAUGUCGGCUGCGGCAAGUGGGAAAAGCCCACCAUCCCCAACCCGGCCUACAAGGGCAAAUGGAAGCCUCCCAUGAUCGACAACCCCACCUACAAAGGGGAGUGGAAGCCCAGGCGGAUAUCCAACCCGGAGUACUUUGAGGACAUGGAGCCCUUCCGUAUGACCACAAUUGCUGCCGUUGGCUUGGAGCUCUGGUCGAUGACCGACAGCAUUCUGUUUGACAACUUCAUCGUGACGUCCAGUCGCGACGUGGCUGAUGAAUGGGCGGCAGACACCUGGGCGCUCAAGCAGAAGCAAGAGGGAGCGUCGGGCUCAGCGGAUAGCGUUGUGUCCGGCCUGAUGAACGCUGCCCAGGACCGUCCCUGGCUUUGGGCCAUCUAUGCCCUCGUCCUCAUCAUACCUCUCUUUGUCUGCUUCAGGGUGUGCUUCCGCAGGUCCCCAUCUGACGCCGGGGAGGCCAAGAAAUCAGACGCAGCCAGCCCUGACGAUGAGACCAAGGAGGAGGGAGAGGAGGGGGAGGAGGAAGAGGCUGGAGAAGAGGAGGAGGCAGGGGCAGCAGGGGAGGAAGAAGGGGAAGAAGGGGAGGGUGGGGUAAGACAACGCAAGAAGGCCACCAAGGCCGACUUGGAGCAAUCAGCCGAUCAGGAGGAUGCUCCAGCUGAGUCCACCGAAGCGGCUGGCGACACUGUCAGGAAGUCGCCCCGGAAAGGCAAAGGAAAGACGCGUAAAGAGUAACCACCUACUCCAUUCUUCCAGUUUUGCUGCCUGCAAGGAGGGCUUCUUGGGUUGAGGAUUAUACUUUUACCUGUAGGAGGAAUGAGUGACGGCAUUGUACAUGAAGUGGGUUCUGACUGGUUGGGUGUGGUUCAUGAUGUUUUGUACACCGAAAGCCAUUUAGGGGUUUAAGGGUACAAAAAUUACUGGACCACACCUGAUCGGUCGAAAGUUGUUAAAGCAUAGUAUUAAUAGUAGUGUAAAAUUCACUACAGAAAUGAAAUCUUUUGUUUGUAGGUAAGCAACUAGACAGUGCUUGAUAUUCGUUUCACACUGAGAAUGUGGAAUAAAGACAAUUUGGUCUAGCAGAUUCACUCCCCACUGUAUUGCAUUGCAUCGCUAAGUUCUGAAGGAUUUGCACCAUGGUAUAUCAACUGGUUCUUAUUAAUUCACAUAAUUUGUUGUUCCCUUCUAACAUGGGUUUCAGAAACCGCUGAAAUUGCUUCUAGUAGAUUUGUGAGACAGGAUUUUGCCUUUCAAGCCAUAUUGUCACAUGGUUGUAAUUGGUAUGCCAAUCCCACUCCUGAAUUCAUGUAGCUUGUAGAUGCUAAAUGUAUUACUGAACCCUUCAAAAUCGGUAUCAUUUUGAGCACCUCAUCAGAUGCUUUGCAGUGAUCAGUAAAAUUGAUUUACUUUGAGAUAUUGGCAGGGGCAUUUUGCAUCAAGAUUGAAUGUGUUAUGACCCAUGUGAAUUUGUGACGAGAAAGCUUUGGUGAAAUGUGAGAGGCACAAUUAGAACCAUUGGAUAAAGCUGCUUGCCACUCCAAGAGGGAAGAUCAGCCUGACGUAUUGCCCACAGUGCAAGGCCAAGUUUGAUCAGUAACCAUUUGUCAACAUGUUCAGUUUUGACUGGUAACUGCAUAAAAUAUAUCCUGGGUACCGGGCACAGUUGACCAAUGGUCACAUUGCUGUUGAUCAAACUUUGCCCUGCAUUGAAGUUACUGCAAUAUUAAGCUCAUUGGUGAAGUAAAGCAAUUGCUGUCCAGUGGUCUUAAGUUAUAAUCUCUGUCUGCUUGGCAAAUAUGAGCAUGAAUUUCUCUUUGCACAUUCUGUGGAAAACUAUUCAUGUACCCUAGAUUGUGGGAAUCACUGCAUGGACGCAAAAAUGUCCCCAGAGCUUUGCCGAGUCGCACCUUUUUCUCCAUUUUUGGCUUCAUUUUAAGCUUCAUAAUUAAUGUCAGAGCAUCACUGCAUCAAAAGAAUUAACAUUCUUCCAAAUCUUGGUCUGAUAUUAGAUGCGCAAGUACCUGAAAAAGGAGCUACAUUGAGCUGAAUUGAGCCACGGACCAUUUACCCAGGGAUGUGCAACUUAAGCUCAGAGCUGGUUCAGUGCGUGUUACGGCUGGCACAAUAUCAA
This is a messenger RNA of Acanthaster planci (crown-of-thorns starfish), 3368 nucleotides long. Its product is annotated as calnexin-like. NCBI's taxonomy places the organism in Eukaryota, Metazoa, Echinodermata, Asteroidea, Valvatida, Acanthasteridae. Gene Ontology annotation, biological process: ERAD pathway; protein folding. Gene Ontology annotation, cellular component: endoplasmic reticulum; endoplasmic reticulum membrane. Gene Ontology annotation, molecular function: calcium ion binding. The record is from RefSeq and is a predicted model, not a curated record.